AACAAAUCAAACCGCUUUUUUUUGCUUCAAGCACUCAGUUUUAGUUUUGAGUUUUGUUUCAACCAAACAGGAAGAUACAAACGCAAUCUUGUUCAGAAGGUCAUUCACACAGACUCAUCCACGCACAUAACAUGGCUAGAUUAUCUGUAAUCCGACGAAACCAGACAAAUGGGUGGUCGCUGUUGCCGUUUUUGUGCUGGUCUCUGUCGCUUUGGAAAAUGCUCCUGCUUUCACCGGUUGUCGAGUCCUUUUCGGACGCUCUACUUCUGGGAAGACAACGAAGCGGCGGCGGCAGCAGCGGUGCCUUUUCAUCGUCCGCAUUGUCUUCCAGCGAGGAUUGCACUACCGGUACCAUGAACGUCGUCGACGAGGGUGCCAUCAAUAGUCACACAAACUCCAGACGAGCCGCUAUCGGAAGGCUAGUGGGAUCGACAGCAGUGGCCGCCUGUGCCGGGAUUGGUCUUUCACCCUCACUCGCCGCUGCCGCUUCCAGUGACACGGAUUCCGUCACCAAGCAGACCAAUCUAUCUGAAGAAGAAUUGCUUGCCAUUGUUGUCGAAAAAGACCUUGUUGCCAACCAGUUCUUAGUCAGCGGGAGGCUCACCCGCAGCAUAUACGAUGAGGCCUGCGUCUUUACCGACGAGAUCGACACCUACACCCUCGACAAGUGGAUCACCGGGACAUCCCGCUUGUUUGAUGCCAAUCGGUCUAGGGUGACCCUGGUGCCGGGAUCUGCCACCAUCAGCAAGAGCGAUGGCUCGUUGUCCUUUCGCUUCUACGAGUACCUCUGCUUCAACAUCCCGUUCGUGAAACCGAUCACCUACCUGAGCGGAAAACUAGUCCUAGAGCGGUCUCCCUCCACCGGUCUCAUCACCUCCUACAAGGAGAUUUGGGACCAGGAUGUGAACACGGUCGUCUCUCAGAACUCGAAACUCUUCACGAGUGGCCUCUCCAAUGACUCACUCGACGCGGACCUCGAAACCUUUGGGGCAAAGAUGGAAUCCCUGUUCGAUUAGAUAAUGUUUGAAUAGAAGCGAGUCGCGUGG
Pseudo-nitzschia multistriata is the source of this 1046-nucleotide messenger RNA. The record is from the annotation of a GenBank genome assembly. NCBI's taxonomy places the organism in Eukaryota, Bacillariophyta, Bacillariophyceae, Bacillariales, Bacillariaceae.